Messenger RNA from Dictyostelium discoideum AX4, 1239 nucleotides. Its product is annotated as esterase/lipase/thioesterase domain-containing protein. The transcript is spliced from 2 exons. The record is from RefSeq and is a predicted model, not a curated record. NCBI's taxonomy places the organism in Eukaryota, Evosea, Eumycetozoa, Dictyosteliales, Dictyosteliaceae. The coding region runs from base 1 to 1239 and encodes 412 amino acids.
AUGGAAGAUAAUAAUAAUAGUAGUAGCAAUGAAAAUAAACAAAAUGAAUUAUCGACACCAUCUAUUAAAAAAGAAAGACAUUUAGUAAUAAUGCAACAUGGUUUACAUGGUACUUCAUUAGAUUUUAAAACAAUUAGAAAUCAUUUUUUAAAACAAAAACAUUUAGACAAUUGUAUAUUUAUAUCAGCAAAUAGUAAUAGUCAUUUUUUAGCAACACAUGAUGGUAUUGAUAAAAUUGGAGAAAGAUUAUUUAAUGAAGUUAAAGAAUUAUAUGAACAAUAUGAUCAUCCAGAGAAAAUAUCAAUGAUUGGACAUAGUUUGGGUGGUUUAAUAACAAGAUAUGCGAUUGGAUUAUUAUAUGAUGAUGGAUUCUUUAAAAAAUGUAAACCUGAUCAAUUCAUUAGUUUAUCAUCACCACAUUGUGGCAGUAGAAGACCAUCAACAACUAUAUUCAAUAAGGUAGCACAUAUAUUUGUUGAUAAUUUCCUAUCAGUUACAGGUAAACAAUUGAUAUUACAUGAUACUGAAAUACCCGAUAAUAUUAAAACAUUUCCAUCGACAUCAUCACCACCACCAAAUGAAAAAUUGAAAUCAUCAAAAACAAUUGUAAAUAGUUCAGUAAAGAAUGAAACAGAUUUAUCAUUACCAUUGGCAGAGGCAAAAGAGCCAUCAAUCUAUAAAGAAGUUGGAAACAAUGAGAAGUUAAUGAUUAUUGAAAAGAAAGAAGAGAACGAAAUCAUUACAAAUGAUCAAGAAGUACCAAUGCCAUUACUGGUUAGAUUGUCAGAGGGUAUAUUUUUCAAUGGUUUAAAUUCCUUUAGAAAACGUACACUUUACUCAAAUAUUUAUAAUGAUGUUCAAGUUAACUUUUGUACCUCUGAUAUCUCUGCAAAGAAUCCUUACACUCUUGGAAAGUUAAUGAAAUUCUCUGAAAAGUAUAGACAUAUAAUUGAAGAAGAAUCAAUUUUAGAUAUAGAUCCAAAUUUAUUAGAACAACAAUCACCACCACCAGAUAAAAAACCAUUUGAUGAAAAGGAUUUAGAUGAAUAUUUCACUCAUGAUACUCAUCAUCAUUUCUUAAAGAGAAUAUUAAAAAAUUUAAACCAAUUACAUUUUGUUCGUUAUCAUAUGUAUUUUAAAAAUAUGUUAUCUCAUACAAAUAUAAUAGUAAAAAGAGAAUGGAUAAAUAGUGAAGGUUUCGAGAUCAUUGAACAUUUAGUUUCACAUUUUGAAGGUUAA